UCCACAGCUACCUGUCCAGGUGAAACAACUACAGGAUGAAAUCCAAAACCAACUGACUCGAUUGUUUUUUUUCCGAACUCUGAAUAUUGUUUGUAAAUCAGAUGCUGGGUUUUCUGGUUGUAAACGGCGGUUCCUCUGUGCAACUUACAAAGAGAUUAGAAACUCAAGUUUCCAAAAAUUGCUAAGGAAGCGAAAACCCAACAGGAUAAUACAGGGUUGAAUGAUAGCAUCGUCGGUCUGCGCGCUGUAUUGAUCCCUCGUCCAGAUCAACUACAAAUCAAGUAUAAAGCAAAUAACGAACUGAACUAAGCUUUUAACGACUUGAAACAGAUCAUAAUCGGGCCACUUUGACAACUGAGAAUGUGCCGAUAAGGUGGUAGACUCUGCGUCUCGUGCUGAAAGAAUGGGUACGGAAGCUGAAAAGUUACAGCAAUUCAAGAAAAUUGUGUCUGUCUUCAGUCGACUUGCAGAUAAUAUUCAUAAGUAGUUCUUAGACUUUAGCAUCUUUACUCACUAGGAUAACCAGCUCUCGGCAGCCGUGAAUUUUUCACAAGAAGAACAGUUUUGGUAAUUCUGCAGCUAAAUGUAAUACGUUAAGUAUUUCACAUGCGGCUAAGGGGAAAGCAGGGUGAGCUCAGUUUCAGGGAGAAAAGUGGAAGAAAUUUCAUGUUAAAAGAGACAGAAAGAAGCAGAGAACUACAGAAUGUGUUUGAAGAUUGUUAGUGUGUGAAUAGAGGAGCUUUUAUUUGGAAGUUGAAUUUUCUUCAGCCAUCAAGGCCAAGAUGACACUCCUACGAGUUAUUGUUAUAUUGAGAAGUGUUCUAUUUAUGCCUAUUUACGCAUUACCAGAGAUGAUAGAUACUGUUUUGGUGAACUGUUCAGGAAUUGGAUAUCCACAGUCUUUUUGUAUCCUGACACCAGAUGUAGAGAUAUUGGAUCUGUCUUAUAACAACAUCACAAUGAUUCAACAGCAGAGUUUCCAUAAUCUUAACAAGCUGAGGAAACUACUUCUUCAGUUCAAUCAUAUCACUGCGAUAGAAGCUGGUUCAUUUGCAAAAAAUUCAGAACUAAGGUAUCUUGACCUUUCAAAUAAUCUUUUGUAUGAUAUUUCAGUCUUGCCAUUUAACCAUCUCCAGUCACUGACACACCUUGAUAUUACAAAUAAUAUGUUUGGUACAGCUGACUUUGGAGCAGAGAUCAACAAACUGCAGAAACUACAUUCUUUACGUUUUGGAAACACUCAUAUUACUUCCUUAAAUUCCAGCUCCAUAUCUGCACUUCAAGGAAUCCCACUCAAGGAUGUUUAUUUAAUUACUGGAGACCUACAGGCAUUUGAACCUGGAACAUUUAGUGCCUUGCAGAAUGUAGAAAACCUGUCUCUUGAUUUGCAGUUUGAGCAGGAAGGACAAAUACUCAUCAAUAUUUUGCAGGAUGUUCCAAUGACUACCACUACGUUGAAAAUUCUAAAUUCUGAUUUUGUUAAAAAAGCAAAGAAUAUUGAUUUCUUUUUCCCUCUGAAAAAGUUAAAUAUCUCAAUACUAGUUGUGCGUAAUAUUACCAUUGAUGAUUCUUUGACCACACAUUUACUUAACAGUGUUCUUGGUUCAAACAUAAAAGAAUUAUUUUUAGACACAAUUUUAAUGGAUGGCAUUGGCAAGUGGAACAUAAUACCCAUACCAUCUGACCAGAUUAGUUUGCGCAAGCUUCACAUAAUGAAUAUAGAAAAUCCAAAUUUCUACCAUUUUUACUCACUUGCGUAUCUUGUUGAUAUGUUUGCACAACUGACAGAGUUAAUGAUACGAGAUGGAAAUUUGUUUUACAUUCCAUGUCAGGUAUCAGAAGUUAUGACAUACUUAAGAUUUUUGGAUAUAUCUUUUAACUUGCUUGAAGAAUUCAGCUUUAUUCCUGGAAAAUGCUUCGCCCCUUUUCCCAAUCUUAAUACUCUCAUAGCAAACAACAACAAGUUUUUAAAUCUACAAAAAUUUAGCACAUUGCUAUCUAAAAUGGAGAACUUGUCUUGUAUAAAUGCUAGUCAUAAUGACCUUGUACUACAGAAGGGACUGACCUGCAUAUGGCCUCAGACUCUAAAGCAUAUAAAUUUUUCACACAAUAACCUGGAAGGCAAUGUGUUUGGCUGCUUGCCAGCAUCAUUAGAAUCACUAGAUCUGAGUUACAAUUCCAUCACUGCAGUUCCAAACCUUAAAAGGCUCAGAAAUCUCCGUGAGGUUUUUUUAACAGAAAACUUCAUAGCAUCUUUACCUGAAAUUCCAGUGGAUUACUCACUGAAAAUCUUGCACAUUGACCACAAUAAAAUUCAUAACAUAAACAUACACUCUUUGCAGUCAUUAGAUCUAACUGAACUCAAAUUCAGCAACAAUCCUUUGGAAUGCUUCUGUGCAAUUCAAUCAAUCUCUAAUUAUGUUCAAAAAACACAUGUAGUGAUUCUUGAUUGGCCAGACCAGUAUCGAUGUGCAAGUCCAAGAAAAUUUAAGGGUCGAGUUAUCCAAGCCCUGAAAUUUUCCCCAAUUGAAUGCAAAAUUCCUUUGUUUGUUGGGGUUCUUUUGGCAUGUUUUGGACUUUUGGUAGGUGUCUGUAUUGUGCUAUGUAUAAAGUAUAACAUCACCUGGUAUUGCCGCACACUCUGGCUUUGGCUUAAAGCUAAAAGAAGUCUAGAUGCCAACCUGGCUGAAACAAAUUUUGAGUACAAUGCUUUUGUUUCAUACAGUGAGCAUGAUUCGGCAUGGGUGAAGAACAAACUGCUUGUACAAUUAGAAAAUAAUGACCCACCUUACCACAUCUGUAUCCAUGAAAGAGAUUUCAAACCUGGAAAAUCAAUAAUUAAUAAUAUAAUUGAUUGCAUAUCAAAAAGUUAUAAAACCAUAUUUAUCCUAUCAAAACACUUUGUGGAAAGUGAGUGGUGCCAUUAUGAAUUCUUCUUUGCACACCAACAGGUGUUUGAUGACAAAAAGGAUGGUCUUAUCUUACUCCUGUUAGAACCUAUUCCAAAGAAUUCCAUCCCAGAUCGAUUUUGCAAACUAAGGAAACUGAUGAACAGGAACACUUAUUUGGAAUGGCCUCAGAAUGAGUUUCAGCAGGCCUUCUUUUGGAAAAGAUUGAAAGCUGUCCUGAAUUUGGAUUUCCAUUCGUACAGUUCAAAAAUAACUCUGCAAGAGGUUAUCCAAGAACCUGAUGAGAUCCCUAAUCGUAUUUAGAUAAACAUAUACAAAACUGGGUAUUGAUGACAUAAAAUUUGAGCUUUAGAAAAUAAAGUUACUAACUUGCCUUUACAUCUGUAUGAAUUUGGUGUGAAAUUUGUUGCCAUUUGGAUUUCACCCAGCAAUGGUGUUACCAAAAUUGAAAUAAUAUCUAAAUAUCUGAAGAGAGAAAUUUUGCAUAUAUUGCUCUGCUACCCUCAUCAAAAACACAGGUAAUGUACACCACUUUUCAUAGGAUCCUCCUGGGUAACUAAAAUAUGUUUUUACAGAAGAUAAUGGGUUUGAAUGUUGAGUUGCCAAUGUAAAAUUCUGUCACUUUUGAACCAAAUUAUGCGUUCUCUCAAUGUGGGAUUGUGCUCAUACUGACAAGUAGUUGGUGGCAUUCUGUCAUCCAGUAGCAUAACUUCAUUCGGCUACCUCCUCAAGUUAACAACAUAACACACAAACCAUCCCUGUUGCAUUGAACAAACUAGAUCAAUUAUUUCUCUAAGUGUGUGUAUUAGCACUAAUCCUUUUUCAAAAUUACCAAUAUAGGUAUUAACACAUUAAAUGUUAUUGUUUGGUUGUUGUUAACACUGUGUUGUCUAAGCCUGGGAAUGCUUGUCCCUUGCAUGUUUGGGAAAAGCAAUGUCUGAACCAUGGGAGUGUUAGCACUCUAUACCAUUUAAACUGUGGGGAGUAACAGCUAUAAUGCCACUGUAUGUUAAUAACCAUUUCUGCAGAGUAUGAAUGUUCUCUGCCAGCCUUAUUGUCAUUGACUGAACAAAGUUACACAUUCUAGAUACAGAAAAAAAUGAAGGUAUUUGAAACAAGAUAUCAUAAACUUUGGAGCCGGUCUGGGCAUUGUCAUGGCUGAUCAGACACUUCAUUACCCCCCACCCCCCAUUAUCCCUAUAUUGCUUUAUUUCAUCCAUAUUUAGAAAUAUGUCAAUCUCUAAGCACAUUAAAUGAUGAGUUUCCAUAGCUUUCCAGAGUAGAGUAUUCCAAAGAUUCACAACGCUUUCCGUAAUAUAAUUUCUCCUCACCUUAGUUCUCAGUGGCUUCCCCCUUAUGCUGAAAUUGUGGCUUCUGGUUCUAGAUAACAACUGGGGAAACAUCUUAUCUGCAUCUGCCCUAUGUAUCCCUUUUGUAGCUUUUAGUGAAAUUCCCUCUCAUUCUUUGAAACUAUAGCAUAGAGGCCCAGUUGCCAUGAAAUUAGAAAAUAGGUAAAGGGAUAGGCACCAGUGCUGGCCUUGCCAUGCAGCAAUGCCCAAAUUUCAUGAAUGAAUUAAAACAAAAAAAAUAUAAAUUCUGAAGGGUCACUGGACUCAAAAUUAACUGUUUUCUCUU
This is a messenger RNA of Chiloscyllium plagiosum (whitespotted bambooshark), 4544 nucleotides long. RefSeq names its product toll-like receptor 2 type-2. Gene Ontology annotation, biological process: immune response; toll-like receptor signaling pathway; inflammatory response. The record is from RefSeq and is a predicted model, not a curated record. Lineage: Eukaryota; Metazoa; Chordata; Chondrichthyes; Orectolobiformes; Hemiscylliidae. Gene Ontology annotation, cellular component: plasma membrane; signaling receptor complex. Gene Ontology annotation, molecular function: transmembrane signaling receptor activity; triacyl lipopeptide binding; protein binding.